Molecule: messenger RNA, 729 nt
Organism: Medicago truncatula (barrel medic)
Lineage: Eukaryota; Viridiplantae; Streptophyta; Magnoliopsida; Fabales; Fabaceae
Product: phosphatidylglycerol/phosphatidylinositol transfer protein
Exons: 4
Coding region: 48-536 (162 amino acids)
Biological process (GO): sterol transport
Molecular function (GO): sterol binding
Source: RefSeq, a predicted model, not a curated record
ACGCUAAAGUAGCAUUUUAGAGAGACUGUAGAAGACUAACACAAACCAUGGCAGUUCACUCUACUUCAAAGCUGAACCUCACUUUAUGUUUAUCAUCAAUCCUUUUGUUACUUUCUUUUUCUCAUGCACAAGCUGAAUCUCACUCUCUUAAAUACUGUGAAAAGGGUGCAAACUAUGCAGUGCAGAUCAGCAAUGUAGAAAUAUUACCUAACCCUGUGGUCAGGGGAGAGCCAUUCACCUUCAAAAUCAAAGCUUAUACUGGUGAACCAAUUCUUAGUGGUGAUUUAAUAUAUGAAAUUUCAUUUGCUGGGAUAGAAGGACAACCUGCUAUAUUUCACCAUGCUCUCAGUGAGGAAACACCACUUCCCGUUGCUCCAGGCCACUUUUUGCUCACUCACACCGAAUUAUUGCCUCCCGUCACUCCACCGGGUACCUAUAAUGUGAAGCUGACAUUUAAGGAUCAGAACGACAAGCAGUUAACUUGUGUUGUCUUUCCCUUCACCAUCGGUGCUAAAUCUUCGGUAUCUGCUAUUUAGCUGUCUAGGACUAACUUAGAUGUUACUUAUGGUUUAGUUUUGAACCCAUAAGUGAACUAGUGAAAGGCCAUGCUACGGGCUAUGAGUUACUGAAAUGUUCUUUUACUUAUAAUAAUAAAUAAUUUGCCCGAGCUGAAUUUAACUGUCACACUUCAUCUCUGCUAUCAUCUUUAAUAAAGUUUAACCUUUAACA